AACUUCAAAUAACAUGCCUGAUUUUUCACUAUCAUCUUUGCGCAACGAGAACAUCAAUUUGGCGGUUGUCGCAGCCGCUGCCACAGCUGCUGUUGCUGCCACAUUGACUGCAACUGCCUUUUAUUCAUUCUCUGAAACAAAGGAUCCCAACCUAAAGAACUUGAAAGAAAUACCAGAGCCAAAGGAAAAAUACCCUUUUAUUGGCCAUUUGAUAUCAUUGGGAAAUCGGCCAGGAAAACAAGUUACUAAAUGGCACAACGAGCUUGGUCCUAUAUUUAAGCUUAGAAUGGGUGCACAAACAUGGAUUAUGGUCAGUGAUCCUUAUCUUGCUCACGAGCUAUUUUUUACUCGCGGAAGUCUCGCGUCCUCACGUCCUGCACAUGGAUACCUCAGAGACAUAUACUCUGCUGGAGGAUGCGGCCUUACCUUUACAGUAACCUCAAAGAAGUGGCAUAGAUCUAGAUCAGCAGCCAUGGCUCUGUUGGCCCCAAAGUCUGUGGAUCCUCUUGGUCAAGAUAUGAUCGAAGAGGCUGACAAGUUGACAAAGUCGCUCCUGGAAGACACUGCAAAGCAUGGAUCCGUGUCUCCGUCAGAUGGGCUUUAUUUGGUUUCCUACAAUGUUAUCAUGACUGUCUGCUUUGGAUUGCGGACUGAGUCAUCCGAUGAUCCAGAUUUCAGAUCCAUGGUUCACUACAUUCACCAGCACGAAAUAUACGGCGGUGUCUCUGGAGAUGUAGGGUCUUUCUUGCCCAUCUUGUCACUGGCGGCUUAUAUCUCUGGAACCAAAAAGAAACAAAUCGAUUUUGUAAAAAAAAACAGAGACGAAGUGUUUUCAAAACUGAUGGAAAAAGGAAUCAAUGGUGACAAGGAUUGCUUUGUGAAGUCACUUCACGAAGAUAAGGCCAAGUAUGGAUUAGAACAUCAAGAUAUCCUGGUACUCUUGAGUGAUAUUAUUGUUGCAGGUACAGAUACAACGGCUCUGACAACAACAUGGCUAUUGGCAAUUAUAGCCAACCGCCCAGACAUUCAAAGAAAAAUUCAGGCAGAGAUUGAUGACUUUGUUGCAAAGAAUGGACGGCUGCCAAUGUACUCUGAUCGAGAAAGCUUCCCAUACCUUGCCGCAACUCAAAAGGAAGGCUUGAGACUCCGCCCGAUCACUGAAUUCGGUGUUCCACAUGAAGCCAGUGAAGAUAUUGACUUGCGCGGAUACCAUGUUCCCAAAAAUUCCAUACUUAUCGGAAGCAUGGACGCAAUGCACACAAACCCAUUACGGUAUGCCCGACCUGAAGAGUUUAUUCCUGAACGCUUCUUGAGCUAUCCUGAGAGUAUGGCAACUUUGGCAAGUGGAUCUAUUAAGAAACGCGACCAGUACAACUUUGGCUGGGGGAGACGGUUGUGUCCUGGAAUUUACAUGGCAAGUUCUUAUGUAGCCGAGACAGAGAUGUUUUAUAAUAUGACAAGAAUAUUUCACAGAUGCAACAUGGAGCCUCCUCUUGAUGUAGAUGGAAAACCAAUUAUAGUGGACAUUGAUGCAUUUAUUGACCACGGUAUUACUUCCUCACCAGUACCAUACAAGAUGCGUUUUGUUCCUCGAAGUGAAGCCUUAUUCUAAUAGCAUUCGGCACAGAUAUAUUGAAUUAAUAAUGCCCUCAAGGUUGUAGGAUAUACUUUUAUAUCAUUAUACCUAUAUACAUAUCCAUAUAUAUAAAUAAAUACAUGCAUACAUAUAUACAU
Phycomyces blakesleeanus NRRL 1555(-) is the source of this 1734-nucleotide messenger RNA. RefSeq names its product CYP5206 protein. The transcript is spliced from 9 exons. The coding region runs from base 14 to 1612 and encodes 532 amino acids. NCBI's taxonomy places the organism in Eukaryota, Fungi, Mucoromycota, Mucoromycetes, Mucorales, Phycomycetaceae. Gene Ontology annotation, molecular function: iron ion binding; oxidoreductase activity, acting on paired donors, with incorporation or reduction of molecular oxygen; monooxygenase activity. The record is from RefSeq and is a predicted model, not a curated record.